Mizuhopecten yessoensis (Yesso scallop) is the source of this 3782-nucleotide messenger RNA. RefSeq lists its product as uncharacterized. NCBI's taxonomy places the organism in Eukaryota, Metazoa, Mollusca, Bivalvia, Pectinida, Pectinidae. The coding region runs from base 2151 to 2762 and encodes 203 amino acids. The transcript is spliced from 5 exons. The record is from RefSeq and is a predicted model, not a curated record.
AUUGAAUUUUAAUAUCUCCGCAACAGCCAGAGUAAUAUAAAGGCUUUUACCUUUUAUUUGCAUUGUUCUCGGUGGUACAACUGUACCACGACUUAAAACACUUUGUUCUCGGUGGUACAACUGUACCACGACUUAAAACACAUUGUUCUCGGUGGUACAACUGUACCACGACUUAAAACACUUUUAGUCGCAACAUUAUUUAAGCAUUAUAAUCCACUUUAUUCAGUCCGCUUCAUCGGAAAUGACACAUUCCCUGUUCGUCAUGGACAGAGUUUAACAGGUCAAUCUUCCUCCAUCAAAUAUCGGUUGACAAACUGUGAAACAUUUCAAAUAUUGCAUUUAAAUUCGCAUUUAUAUGCAAAAUAAACAUGCAUAUGAUAAUGCUUUUUUGGAAUAUGGUAAGGUACAUCCACAUUAAUUUCGAACUGUUUGUAACUCUGUCUUAGAGAAGUAACUUAGUGUCCUUUAUCUUGCACGUGCAAGAUACGCUUCUCGAAGAAAAGCAUGCACUUGUUUAGGCAGGUUUAAAAAGUAAGCAUACUGUUAAUUCACAUGCUUUAGCGUUGAGAAAAUUUGGGCGAACAAAUCAACACACGAAUACUCAUUUAUAAAGUAUGUAGAUUAUAAAUUUAUAGAAUAUAUGGAUUUGAAAAUUAUUGCCAACGCGAAUAUUUCGACACCACAAUCGUUUUUUACGAGUCACAACGUGAAUAUUUCCACACAACAAUCGUUUUUUACGAGUCACAACGCGAAUAUUUCCACACUGCAAUCAUUUUUUACGAGUCACAACGCGAAUAUUUCCACUGCAAUCAUUGUUUACGAAUCACAACGCGAAUAUUUUCACACUGCAAUCAUCUUUUUACGAGUCACAACGCGAAUAUUUCCACACUGCAAUCAUUUGUUUACAAGUCACAACGCAAAUAUUUCCACACAACAAUUGUUUUUUACGAGUCACAACGCGAAUAUUUCCACACCGCAAUCAUUUUUUACGAGUCACAACGCGAAUAUUUCCACACCACAAUCGGUUUUUUACGAGUCACAACGCGAAUAUUCCCGCAAUUCAAUCAUUUCCGUACUGCAAUCAUUGUUUACGAGUCACAACGCGAAUAUUUCCACACUACAAUCAUUGUUUACGAGUAACAACGCGAAUAUAUCCACCCGCGAUAAUUUACAGUAAACAUUUAUAAGUUUACAUCUACUUUUAAUAAAAAGACGUAUACUUUGUUUUAAACUAUCGUUUUUAAACAAGCGACAGCGUUGCAAACUUGCAUGUUUAUGCAUCAAUCCGUCGUAUAAUUAUGUUCUUUUGUUUUGGUGACAGUGAAGGAAUCCACACUGACUACUGAACAGUGUGCAGCAACCCAAGCACACUGUGAAAAUUACUGUGCAUACGAAGUAAAAUAGUGCACGGAAGAUCUUGCUGUUUGUAAUACUAAAAAAUAUAGAUAAUGUAUAAUUUUAUCGUUAGCUGCGAAGCAGAUAUAUUUAACGGGACUUUAUUCAAAUUUUAAAAGUGUGAAUGGCAAUGGAAAAAUAAUAUGUGUAUAAAAGUGAAAGUCUAAUACGUAACUUAUGUUAGACUGCACGUCUGCCCUUUUAUGCAAUAUCUGAAAGUAGGUCAAAUUUACCUUGGUACAAUGGACUCUCCCUUCUGACCUCAAAACCAGUCAAUUUGACCGUUACGCUGCCGCGCGACCCUACUUAUUUUAAUAAUAAAAAAAAAUCAGAUAAGUGUACUUGUAUUAUCCGCAGGGUGUCGCGUAAAGAGCCCUCGAUUUGGCAUGACAUAUUCCAGGGAUGCAGAGAAGAUGUAUAUAUUGAAAGCGACACAUUGAAUUAUGAGGUUGUGUUUGGCUUUAAUUUGUUGUCAACGCGUUUGUCCUAGUCCUAGUUGAAGAAUUAACUGUUGCUAGGCUCCGGGUGUGACUAAUAAACUGUAACAGAAAUUGACAGCUAUCUAACCCACACAGGCAGUGUCGCCAGGUUGAUACCUUUUGCAUUUAGAUAAUUGCAUGACGUCACGGUAUGUAAUAUAGAUACGUCUCUUGUGACGUCACACAUUUGUUGCUCAGCUGCUUAGCAAUCGGCAAAGGCGGAGAUGAUCAGUCUUUCCCCUGAUAGUUACCUUUUAUAGUAAGUCUUAGAUUACCAUGAUGGAUAUCAGGUUAUUCUUGAUAUUUGCGGUAUUACUGAGCGCAAUGCAGCAAGGUCCUGCUGUAUAUCGGCACCUUACGUGCGUGGAGCCAGUCACAGGAUAUGCCCAAAGAUUGUUCCAUUAUUUCACCGCGACUGCAGUUGAGAAAGUAUGUCCAACGCCUGCGGGUCUGGCAUGGCGAAUUGGAAAUGAGGUAUUCUGGAUACUCCUCUGUGUGAUUCUAAGUGUGCUGUUGAGGUAUGCGCCGUCGGUUGGCGCCAGCGCCAAAGAGAAAUGGUCGGCCAUCGUUACAAUAGUCCACGAAUGGAGAACUCGUCCUUCCCAGUGUCGUUACUGUGGAACUGCUCCGUGUCAGGUGAAAAGACGAUCCUUAUGGAAACCGUCUGGAUAUCGUAAGAGGGACAAAGUAAAUUUUGCAGAGCGGUCAAAUGCCAUGAUGUUAUUCAAUUAUGGACUAGAGUUGUCCAUCGUACUGACCAAGGAACUGCCACAGGACGACCUGUAUUGGCAGAGGAAGUUCUGUCAGCGAUUUGGGGAGGAACACAUGGUGCUGUUCCCACUCUGCAUUCAGCGUCAUAUCAACUACUGGUACCCAAUCCCUCGCUAGAUUCAUCGUACCGAUCCAGGAGAAGAAUACCGAUGAUAGUCAAAUAUGGAAUCGAACUUUCCCGGUGGAUGUCAUUGCCUGAUUUGUGUGAUAAUGGCGUAUCAAACUCGUCCUCUAUUGAUUUGUGUGAUAAGGGCGUAUCAAACUCGUCCUCUAUUGAUGUGUGUGAUAAUGGCGUAUCAAACUCGUCCUCUAUUGAUUUGUGUGAUAAUGGCGUAUCGAACUCGUCCUCUAUUGAUGUGUGUGAUAAUGGCGUAUCGAACUCGUCCUCUAUUGAUGUGUGUGAUAAGGGCGUAUCAAACUCGUCCUCGAUUGAUGUGUGUGAUAAUGGCGUAUCAAACUCGUCCUCUAUUGAUGUGCCUUAUGUGUUUUUUGGUGCGUUUUCACGUGUGCAGAUAAAAAAUGGGAGCUAUCAUGACCAGUUCUAUUGGCUGGUCAUAAUUAGUGAAUCUUGACCGCUGGUGGCUUCACGAAGAAUUUUGUCCUCUGAUUGUUUAUAAUUUGUCUUAAGAAUUUUGCUGGUGUUGUCCAGUUGUUGUUAAGUUUAGAAAAUGUACUUUGUAUUUUUUUUAUUUGUCAGCCGUAACAUGUCUUAUCGUGGCUGUUAGAGGUAUAUAUUGUAUCGGUCAGUUCGAAGGUUCUUAUCUGGACCACUAUAAGUCUCGUGAAAACAAUUUGUCCGAUGUUUGUUAUGGUCAAACUGUGCAGAUAUUAAUCUCCCAUGUUUGUUGACCGCUAGUGGUCUCAUGUAGAUUGCGUCUUUGCUUGCAGUAUCGGUCAAAUCAAGACUUGUUGGGUUUUUACUGCUAGUGGCCAAAUGAACACUGCACCCUGUAUGCCUGCUGUAUCGGUCAGUUCUAUAUAACUGUCGGGUCUUGAUCGCUAAUGGUCACACGUAGAUUGUAUCCAUUCUUGGCAUGCCACUCAGGUUACUGGGUAUAAAAAGCUUUGGCUAUUUAGUAUUGGUCAGUUAAGUUUAGAAAAGCUUGUGAAACAAUGAAAUAAAAUAUCUUAAAAACA